AUGUGUGACGCGGGGGUCUACGUGCUUGUGAACACUUUUGAGGAAUUGGAAGGGAGAGAGGCGGCAGCGGCGCUCUCCAUCAAAGGGUGUCCAUCUGUGUCAAUAGGCCCUCUGUUUCUCCAUAACUUUUUGAGAGGGGAGAACUCAACGCUGAGCAACAUGUCUAUGUGGGAGGAAGACGAUAGCUGCUUGCACUGGCUCGACAAACAAAGCCCGCGCUCUCUGUUGUAUGUUUCGUUUGGCAGCUUGGCCCUCAAAUCGCAAGAGCAGUUGGAUGAGCUGGCGCUGGGUCUGGAUCAGAGCGGGAAUGCCUUUGUAUGUUUCGUUUGGCAGCUUGGCCCUCAAUAUUGUUUGACAGAGACGGCAUGA
Cryptomeria japonica (Japanese cedar) is the source of this 369-nucleotide messenger RNA. Its product is annotated as gallate 1-beta-glucosyltransferase-like. NCBI's taxonomy places the organism in Eukaryota, Viridiplantae, Streptophyta, Pinopsida, Cupressales, Cupressaceae. Bases 1 to 369 code for a protein of 122 amino acids. The record is from RefSeq and is a predicted model, not a curated record. The transcript has a single exon.